This is a messenger RNA of Coffea arabica (coffee), 1418 nucleotides long. Lineage: Eukaryota; Viridiplantae; Streptophyta; Magnoliopsida; Gentianales; Rubiaceae. The record is from RefSeq and is a predicted model, not a curated record.
CAAAUAUUUACCUUCAACUUAAAUUAAAUUGACCAGUGAACCUCUUCCUUCGUAAGUCGACCUUUGUCACCUCAUCUUUGUUUUGUUAGAUACAGAGUACAGAGAUCCAAGUAGCAGAAAUUUAGUACUGCGGAUUGAAGUCGUCGAGGUUGCUAAUUAACGGAAAAUGAGCUGACGAAUUCUGGGAGCAGGAGGACAAAAAGCAGAACUGAAAAAAAAACGAUGGCAGCGGACAGACAAUCUUCCACCAUCGCUGCAUCUCCCGAAGAAAACAACCUGUUCCUUGACAUUCUGCAUGAGGCUCCUUUAUUUGGUCACCGGAAGCCUACUAGCAUUUUGGGGAGUAUAUUCUACUGUAUUUUGCUGGCAGGUUAUGCUAUUUUUGCUGCUGGAGCUACAUGGUUUUUUCACCCUCAACCGGAACUGAUUUCACCUUUGCUCUGUAGUUCUGAUGUCAUUCUUUUGGUAAUCACAGGUUUAUUUCAGCAAUACCUUGUCUAUCAAGUGCAGAAAAUACGGUUACAGGGUUACUACGUUUUCAGCCAAAAGUUGAAGCACAUUAUUCGCCUACCUUUUGCUGUUAUAGCAUAUGGAACUGCAGCUAUGCUGCUUAUCCAUGUCUGGGAAAUUUAUAUACGCUUUCUGUCCAUAUCAACAAUACUUAGGAUUAUUAUGCUAGCUGAGAUAAUUUGUGCUGCGUUCUUCAUGAGUGUCUAUAUUGGUUAUGUACACCAGUACAAUGCAUUGGAUUCUCAACCUGAUGUUUUGAAAUCAUUAUAUUCUCCACUUCAACCAUCCAGCUCUCUGGAAGAGUUAAGGUAUCACGAGGGUGGUAGGCUCUCUGAUCAACAAAUGGCAUUGCUGCAAUAUCAGCGAGAAAAUAUCCAUUUUCUAAGUGAGGAGAUUCUCAGAUUACAAGAAUGCUUGAGCAAAUAUCGAAGGUCUGAUGAUGGGAGCACACCUCAGGUUGAUCUUGCUCAUCUAUUAGCAGCUCGUGACCAGGAACUGCGCACAGUGUCAGCUGAGAUGAAUCAACUUCAAUCUGAGCUUAGUCUUGCUAGAUCUCUCAUUUCUGAGAGAGACUCUGAAAUCCAGCGCGUCCAGAGUACAAAUAAUCAGUAUAUCGAGGAGAAUGAAAGGCUGAGGGCCAUUUUGGGUGAAUGGAGUACCCGAGCUGCUAAGCUUGAGCGUGCAUUGGAGGUUGAGCGAUUGUCAAAUUUGGAGUUGCAAAAGAAGUUGGCAACAAUGAAAAGCCAAACAUCGAGGGAAUUAACUGGACCGAGUUAACAACUGGCUUGUCAAUUAGGGUAUAUCUGAAACAAAUUCAUUCAUUGAUUCUCUAUGUUGUAUACGAUCGUUUUCUUUUUUCAGCUAGUCUAUGAUGACUGAAUGUCGAUAAAAAAAAAAAAAAAAAAAAA